AUGGGGGAGGCGGAGCAGGGGGAUUUGGCGGUCGACCUGGAGUCGGCUAUAGAGGAGGCUACAGAGGAGGCUACAGAGGUGGUGCUGGAGGGUAUGGAGGCAGAGGUGGGGGUUGGUACAGAGGAGGGGCCGGAGGGUACAGAGGAGGGUAUGGAGGCGGAUCUGGGGGUGGGUACAGAGGAGGGGCCGGAGGGUACAGAGGAGGGUAUGGAGACGGAGGUGGGGUGGGUACAGAGGAGGGGCCGGAGGACAGCAGGACUCAAGCACCACUCUACCGCCUUCCACUUUAAGACCUCAGUCCCUGCGGCCUCCAGUUCCCAUGGUGCUUUGCUGGCUGUAGUUCCUGGAGUCUUGGGUCUAAUGGCCUUUUCUCCAGAGACAGACUCCCGUGGGAACCCCUGGAGAGCUCUGCACUUCUGCCAGGAGUUAGUGUCUCGGUUCCAGCUGCACAGUUUUGACAUCAGGACGCCGUUCAGGCAGGUGCUGGCCUACAGACAGUGGAAGUCUGAGUCUGAGGGGUAUCAGAUCAUGAACCUGCUGCUGGCCGCUUUUAAAGGAGACGUCCAGUCACUCAGAAGGUACUUCCUGUCUGGCGUGGAUGUAAACUCUGUAGAUUACGAUGGGCGCUCAGCUCUUCACGUCGCCGCAGCCGAAGGUCACGUAGAGGUCAUCCGCUUUCUGCUUGAAAACACCGGAGCGAACCCUCAGCUCAGAGACAGGUGGGGGAGCUCUCCGCUGCACGAGGCUCGCAGACACAACAGAGACGCUGCAGUUCAGAUUCUACAGACAACCUCAACCCCGGACAGCUCCUCUCCCCUCUCCUCCUGAACCGAACAAAAACGAGAAUAUUAUUUAAGUAGAACUGCCAUACCACAAUGUGAAUGAGGGUUGUCAAAAGUAUCCAAAGUCAGAUCUUAAUCAAUAUUAAAACUAGUAUCGAAAGUACAUGUUUUAGAAUGAUCUUGAGCCUAUGGAACGUACCUGGACCACACAGCACAUGGGAAUAGAAAAGAAAGUACUACCGUUUAAUGCUGAAAAUCACAUUCUAUUGUCUAAACAAAGAGUUUAUGUUUUUGUCAUCAUGGUAUCAGAAUCGGUAUCAAGUAUAGGGUCUAUUCCUUAGGACCGAAAUGAAAAACUUUAUUCAAAAACCUAUUUAUAACUGCAGAUAUUUCUUCAACACUGUUACUACUACUUCCAUUACUAUCACAGUUGUUACUAC
This is a messenger RNA of Boleophthalmus pectinirostris (great blue-spotted mudskipper), 1222 nucleotides long. RefSeq names its product glutaminase liver isoform, mitochondrial-like. Gene Ontology annotation, biological process: L-glutamine catabolic process. The record is from RefSeq and is a predicted model, not a curated record. The transcript has 7 exons. The coding region runs from base 1 to 828 and encodes 275 amino acids. NCBI's taxonomy places the organism in Eukaryota, Metazoa, Chordata, Actinopteri, Gobiiformes, Gobiidae. Gene Ontology annotation, molecular function: glutaminase activity; protein binding.